AUGGCGAGUAUGGGACCCGCGUUCUCACCACACCCGAACGCGAUGCAGCAGCAUCCCGGUGUCCCGCAAGGACAUCCCGGCCUUGCGCCCGGCAUGGCUCAUAACCCCAGCCAGCCCGGUCAGCCCGGCGCCAUCCCUCAACACCUCGCCGCACAGAUGGGCGUCUCGGGCCCGGGAGGACCCCAAAUCAACCCAGCCGCGAUGAUGGCGGCGGGUAUGCCGCCGGGCGUCAGCGGACCGGGUGGCCACAAUAUCCAGCAUAUGAGUCCUCAGCAACAGGCUAUGCUCUUCCAGCAGCAACAAAUGAGCCACAUGGCAUUAGUCAACAACCCAGCGCUUCAGGCACAGCUCCAACAACAGAGACUGCAACAGCUGCAGCAGCAGCAGCAGCAACAGCGCCACACGCAGCAGAUGAUGAUGCAGCAGCAGCACCCCGGCAUGUACAACCCGAGCAUGAUGCAGGCCAGCCAGAUCGCGGCUCUCCAGAGACGUAUGGGCGCGCAAGGGGGUGCGCAGGACCCGCGUACUCAGGCCAUGAUCGCCCAGCAGAACGCCAUUUCGCAACACCAACUCAACAACCAAGCACACAACCCGAAUCAGCUCCAGGUCCAGCAAGCCCACCUCGCGGCCAUGCAGGCUCACCAACAGGCACAACAGGCCCAGCAAGCCCAGCAAGCCCAGGCUCAGCAGGCUCAACAGGUUCAGCAGGUUCAACAGGCGCAAGCGAUUGCUACGGCCCAACAGCAAGCCCAGCAGGUCCAGCAGGCACAGGCCCAGCAGGCGCAGCAGCAAGCACAUCACCAGCAGCAGCAGGCUCACCAGCAGGCCCAGCAGCAAGCACAACAGCAAGCACAACAGCAAGCUCAACAGCAGGCCCAGCAGGCACAACAAGCUCAACAAGCCCAGCAGGCCCAGCAGGCAGCACAACAAGGCGGCCCCGGCCAGCCCGGCCAGCCCGGUCAGCCCGGUCCACCCGGUCAACCCGGUCAGCAAGGCCAGCCAGGCCAGCCAGGGCCGUCGGGCCAGCCGGGCCAGCAGGGCCAACCCCAGCAGCAACAACAGCCUAGUCAACCUGGCCAGCCGCAAACACCUCAACAGCCCGGCCAGCAGCCAGGUGGCCCGCCCCCCCAAAACGGCGGACCGCAGGGUAUGCAAGUCCAGAUGACCCCGCAGAUGGCAGGCCAACCCCAACCACAGCAGCAGGGCCCGGGUGGCCCUCAGCCGCCCCAGCAGAUGCCGCAACAGAUGCCGCAGCAUGUCACCCCACAGAUGCAGGCACAGAUGCAACAUCACAUGCUGCAGCAGAACCCUCUUGCUCUACAGCAAGCACACCACAUGGCCGCUGCCAAUGCCGCGCUCCAGCAGAAGCGCGAGCCUAUGCGGAUGCAGUGUCUGCUGCGGCUGACCCAGUUUAGCGAGUCUCUCGGCUCCUUCCCCGGCUCCAAGGGCAAGGAGGAUGUUGCGUACUGGGUCGACUUUGUCAACCGCUUCUUCUCGCCUGUUGGUGUCUUCCGCCACUCGAUACACAUUGUCGAUGGCGAGGAAAAGACCAGCAAGCAGUACGAAAUCCCCUGCUCUGCUCUGGCGCGGUACUUCCACACGUACUUUGAGAGCGGUGUCAAGAAGAUGCAGUUCGUCAUGGACAAGGGCUUCGUCGAGAAACCCAUCCAGAGCGACCGCUUCUGUGUCGAAAACUCCAAGGCCAACUUUGUGCAGUGGUUUACCAACGGCUCCCAGGUUGUCUCGAGCGGCUCUGUGCGCGUACAGUUUGAUGCCGAGCAAAAGUUUGAGCUGUUCGAGUUCAGCUGCGAGGACCACGAAGAGUUUUUGCCGCGCAAGAUGGUCAUCCAGGCUGCGCAGCCUGGCCACAAGUGGGUCAAGGAAUGGCGGAGUAUAAAUCUGAGCGACAACAAGCAGUCUCCCGAAAUGAGCAAGAAGGGCAAGGUCAAGCAGAUGAAGUCGCCCCAGAGCAUCCCCCCGGAUUUUCAGCUUCCCCACUCGAGCAUCAAGGAGAGUGUUGGCAUUACCGAGGCCGUCAACCAGUUCCUCGAGGUCGUGGAAGUCAUGGGCCACAUGACACCCCUCUUCAGUUACAGCCACGAAAACCCCAGCUUGACGGCCUUCAGCACCUUGGACCAGUACGUCCAGAAUGUCAUCCGGACUCCAGCCAACAACAUGAACGUCAACGGCCAAGGCGCAUUACCGCAGGGCGGCCCACGGACACCUGGCAUGGGUCAGUUCCCUAUUGGGGCCAGCCCGCACGCCGCGCACCUCCCCCCGCCGGGCUCACCUCAUGUUGUAGGUAGCCCUGCACCCGGCACCAUGCCGGCACCAGCCAUGCACCCGUCGCAGAGCCAGCAAGGCACCAACUCCAACGGCCCGAGCGCAAACACUUCGCCUGCCGGCACGAAACGGAGACGGCCGUCUGGUGUGAAGACGGAGGACGACGUGAACGGCGGUCCGACGUCGGCGCCGACACCGGCUGGCAACCCGCAAGUCAACGGUCUGCAGGGCAAGGCGAAGCCACCAACACCCCGGAUGCCUAAGAAGCAGAAGGUCAACGCGUCAUAA
Molecule: messenger RNA, 2571 nt
Organism: Sporothrix schenckii 1099-18
Lineage: Eukaryota; Fungi; Ascomycota; Sordariomycetes; Ophiostomatales; Ophiostomataceae
Exons: 4
Coding region: 1-2571 (856 amino acids)
Biological process (GO): positive regulation of transcription by RNA polymerase II; negative regulation of transcription by RNA polymerase II
Cellular component (GO): nucleus; transcription regulator complex
Source: RefSeq, a predicted model, not a curated record